Messenger RNA from Racocetra persica, 249 nucleotides. NCBI's taxonomy places the organism in Eukaryota, Fungi, Glomeromycota, Glomeromycetes, Diversisporales, Gigasporaceae. The record is from the annotation of a GenBank genome assembly.
AUGGCAAAAAAAAUCCGUCAAGCCCAGGUUACUUUAUUAGAGCUAGGUGCUUUGGAUGAAGCUUUACAUUAUGGGCCAUAUUCCUGUUUUUGGUGGAAAACGAAUAAGGUUUUUGACAAUAAAGAUAUAACAUACUUUCCUAUUCGUAUUGGACAAAAAACGAAAGUUAUUCUUAAUGAUCGCGAGUUUAUUAUUACUAUAGCAGUUGGAUGGACAGAUCGUGAUAUUGUUUCACAACUAUUAGCUGAC